AUUAACCAUAAAAAAAGAAGAGCAGUGCUCUUGGAAAAAACUUUGAGAACAACGUUUACUUUCCACGCCACAUUUUACAUACGAAGGAGACAGUCCUAAUAGACAAGACAUGGAGAUGUUCUGUUCAGCAAGGUGUGGUUUCGUGUUCCUGGUGACUCUGAUGGUGUUCUGCCAGGAAAAGUUUGUCAAUGGAAUAGAUUUUCUGGACGAGCAUUGUGGCCGCACCAUCGACAUCGAUGAAGCAUUGGGCGGUUUGCUGUACUCUCAGUCCGGCCCGCUUUACUCCAGUAACUUGGACUGCGAUGUCGCCCUUGAGACCAGCUUCUUCGCGAAGAAGAUACUGCUGACAUUCAACACGGUGGAUAUCGACGGGGCGGCACCGUGUAGCUCAGCGGGCGACGUCCUCGAGAUCUACAACGGGUUGUCGACCGACGAGCGGGACAAGCUGCUGACGGUCUGCGGAUCGUCGAACACUCCGAGCGAAGUCACGUCAUCUCUGAACCAUAUCACCCUGCGGUUCAAGACGGAUAAUGAGACGGUAGAAUCUGGGUUCCGUAUUGCCUAUACGGCCUUUUCCUUGGGUACUUGCAGUUCAUCUGAGUUUAAAUGCGACAACGGCAGAUGUAUUGACCAGGAUCUCAAGUACAACUCAUACGACAACUGCGGCGACUCAAGCGACAAAUCUGUGGAUGACAUAUUGACCGGCAUACUCCAAUGGGGCAUAGCUGUAUUUAUCAUCAUCCUUGUCGUCAUCGUUGUGGGUGCAGUACUGCUGUGUGUCUGCAUUGGCUGCCUCAGCUACCAUUGUUGCUGCAAGAGCAGCAAACAACCACAAACCCCAGUGGUCAUCUGACCAGAAAAAUGGUGCACAGUAUGCUUAAAGGAUUCUUCAGGGGGAAAAAAAACACGGGUCAGAAUUAACCCAGAUUCCCGUUGGUCUGACCUAUUUCCUGGGCUGGGCAAGACUACUGACCCGGAGACUGGUUCAAACACAGAAUUUCACAACUGACCCGGACUCCGGACUCCGCUUUUAUAUGCCACGAAAUUGCACGGUUUUCCUCUUUUACUUUGCGAAUUAACACAAACUGCUAUUUUUGGGGUUGAGUGGAGUAAAACAAAAAAUGACUCCAUAGGAGUGCCGUGUUAUUUCACGACGUAAAAGGAAAACCGUGCAAUUUCGAGGCUUAAUAUUUGUGAGGAUAAUUAUAUUCUACAUCUUUCUA
Molecule: messenger RNA, 1223 nt
Organism: Asterias rubens (European starfish)
Lineage: Eukaryota; Metazoa; Echinodermata; Asteroidea; Forcipulatida; Asteriidae
Product: low-density lipoprotein receptor-related protein 12-like
Exons: 4
Coding region: 110-853 (247 amino acids)
Molecular function (GO): protein binding
Source: RefSeq, a predicted model, not a curated record